CUUCACAGAUAAUAAAUAGUAAUAUAUGAUACUUUUCUUUCAAAUGUGUAACUAAAUCAAAAAACGAAACAAAAACAUAACAGGUAGACUAGGACGCAGAUUUAAAAAGAAAAUUCAGAGUAGAAAAAUUUUAUUCAACAAUACAAAAUGGAUAGAGAACGAUCAUGGUAAUUGGUACGAAAAAUAAAGUUUUGGAAAGAACGUGCAGCUCAAGAAAGUUUUAAAAAAAUUAUAUCUGAGAACAAUAUACUCGUAGAGUAAUGAGUAGAACGUAAUAUUUGCAAAACAUUCCAUGUACAUGUGUAUUUUUCAAGCAUCAUAUAUGUAUGUACGUACAUAUGGAUGUCUGAUUAAAAGAUUUACUCAUCAUGUGAUCGUAACUAAAAAGGUUUCAAUAAUUUCUCUGUUCAAAGAAAUAUAACUUAAUAAAUGUAUAAUAUAGCGGUAAUAUUGGAAAAAAAUUAUAGGAACACAUCAAUUUUAGUUAGAAAAAUGUCCAGUAAAAUUUUCAACAAAGAAACAGAUAAUCCAGUAGAAUUUUCAAUAAAGGAAAAAUUGACAGAUUCUUUAAAUCCAUCUUAUAUUGAAAUUAUAAAUGAGUCAUAUAUGCAUAAUGUUCCGAAAGGAUCUGAAACACAUUUUAAAGUAAUUGUUGUUUCUGAUAAGUUCAAAGACAUAUCACUAAUUGAGCGCCAUCGAAUGAUAAAUAAAUUAUUGAACGACGAAUUAAAAUGUAAUGUGCAUGCAUUAUCAAUUGUAGCAAAAACACCUGAUCAAUGGAAAAAUGAAAAUACCAUAACUCCAAGUCCACCGUGUAGAGGAGGUUUUGGAAAGUAAAUCUCAAAAAUUCAAAUCAAUAUCAAUUUUCAAAUGUGCAAAUUCCAAACGGCGCACACGUAUCUCGCAUUAGAUGAAUUUUUUAAAAUUCUAAUUUCAUUUUACAUGAUAGUUGUAUACAAUUAAGGAAAUUAAAAUAAAAUAAUUAUAAACUUUAAAAUUCAUAUUAAUGUAAUUACUGAUAACACUCAAUCAGAACUAAAGUGAAAUAGAGAAUAUCAGCCAUGGAUUGUUCUGCUAUUGUUUCUUCUGCUCUGUCAUGCAUCUACAAAAUAUAAAUUCAAAUAUAAAUCAUGAAAGGUUGUAUUAAGUAACAUAAUCUCUAAUUUUUAUUACACUAUACAUACCCCUCUAAAUAUAAUAUCAGUAGGAGGACAUUUAAAAUUAGGUCCAAAAUUAACAGAAAUUGUAGCACUUUUAUGGAUAGAAACUGUGGGAUAAUAAGCUCCUUUAUUAAUAUCAAUGAAUGCUUCACCUUGAUUUACUCCGUUUUUGUAAAAUAUAAUUCUACUUCCUUGUAGUGGUUUCAGGGCCUUAAGCGCUUCAGGUACUUGAUCUUUUUCCUCGUAAUAUAGAUGACUUUUGAAUUUUACUAGGGGCUAAUUUAUAAACAAUUGAUUUAUGAAAUACACAUGAAAAUAUAAUAAACGAACAUACAUUUAAUCCUUACCCGAUCUUUAUAAGUGUUUGGUAAAUGUGAAGCAUCGUGUGCAUCAGGUAAAAUUAUUAAGAAUCCUAAUGUAUCUCCUUCUCCAUAACUAUUACUAUAAUGUUUACCUCUACUUUCAUGGAAGCGUGUACCCUUUCUGUUAAUAAUUGUAAUUAGAAAUUCAUGACAAAUAUUGUUCUAUA
Messenger RNA from Frieseomelitta varia, 1689 nucleotides. Its product is annotated as bolA-like protein DDB_G0274169. Lineage: Eukaryota; Metazoa; Arthropoda; Insecta; Hymenoptera; Apidae. The transcript is spliced from 5 exons. Gene Ontology annotation, cellular component: mitochondrion. The record is from RefSeq and is a predicted model, not a curated record. Bases 430 to 837 code for a protein of 135 amino acids.